Messenger RNA from Thlaspi arvense, 1248 nucleotides. Lineage: Eukaryota; Viridiplantae; Streptophyta; Magnoliopsida; Brassicales; Brassicaceae. The record is from the annotation of a GenBank genome assembly.
AACGCAACCAUUUAUUAUCCAUGACAAUUUAGAUAACCGGGCCUAAUUAGACGCAAUAUCCACUAAUCAGAGUAAACCGGCCCAAUUUCCACGAAAUUUGUGGGUAUAUCAGUGGAUUCAAAACAAAAGAGUAAACCGAUACAAAUAUUUCACCGGUACGAGAUGAGCAAAUCCCAGAAAAGGAAACGCUUACACCAAGACAACGGCGACUUAAAAUCUCCGGCCAAUAAACCCACCGUGAACGGCGACGAUCCUUACCCUUCACUUCUCAGACCUACUGCUGACGAAUGUCGAGACGUAAGGGACGCUUUGUUGUCUCUCCAUGGGUUCCCUCCCGAAUUCGCCAGUUACCGCCGUCAGAGACUCCAAUCAUUCUCCGCCGUAGAUGGUCACGAUGCACAGUAUGCGGUAAAAUCGGAGCCAUUGGAUGCAGCGAAGGAGGAGAAGAGUGAGACUGAGGAGAGUGUGCUUGAUGGGCUGGUUAAAAUUCUUCUUUCCCAGAAUACAACUGAGACCAAUUCUCAAAGGGCUUUCGCGUCUCUUAAAGCUGCAUUUCCGAAAUGGGAAGAUGUUUUUGCUGCUGAGCCAAAAUCAAUUGAGAAUGCUAUAAGAUGUGGAGGAUUGGCCCCGAAGAAGGCUGUGUGCAUCAAAAACAUUUUGAGCCGUUUGCAGAACGAAAGAGGCAGCUUGUGCUUGGAGUAUCUGCACGGUUUAACUGUGGAAGAAGUAAAAACUGAGCUCUCUCAUUUUAAAGGAAUAGGACCCAAAACGGUUUCUUGUGUUCUGAUGUUCAAUCUGCAGCAGAAUGAUUUUCCAGUAGACACCCAUGUGUUUGAGAUCGCAAAGGCGUUAGGUUGGGUCCCGAAAACUGCAGACAGGAACAAAACCUACGUUCAUCUCAACCGCAGGAUCCCGGAUGAGCUCAAGUUUGAUCUGAACUGUCUGUUAUAUACGCAUGGUAAGCUCUGCAGCAACUGCAAGAAGAAUGUUGCCAAACCAAAAGCAAAGGCUAAAGUAGCGUCCCCUGAUGAUUGUCCUCUUCUGGGGUUUUCUGGUUUAGACUAGAUAACCAGGAUUAGAACUCGUUUAUUUUGGUUUAGGUUCGGUCUUAUAUUUGUUUGGUUCUGGUUUGGUCCCUAAUUCCUUUCUUGAUUUGUUGCAUUUAACCUGCACAGUACUGUAAAAAAAAAAAGGGAUAAUGAUUCAUAACAUUGUUAUGAUUGUUAUAAUUAACCGGCUGAUCCAUUA